AUGUCCGAUCAGAGCUCGUUUGCCCGAUCCCGUCAAGACCAUCCAACUCUCGCUCAACUCAACACUUCUCCUCAGACCCUCUCGUCGCCAGCCAUGGCCAGCUCUUCAAUCGCGUCUCCGCCAGUUACGGUGACCACACCGUCCUCCAUAGCCUCGGAUGACUCUCCUCUCCCAGAGUUCAAGCGGCCUAGCGCCAGUGCCAUCACGGACAGCCCCAACGCGCGCUCCAAAAGUGUGACUGUGGCCGACGGGCAGGAGACUUAUGGCGUCCUCAAUCGCCACCCUGCCGUAAAAAAUGACACACCGCCGUUAGUCGAAGAGAAGGUUGUCAAGCUGCCCACGUUCCGCGUCGGUGUGAGCGAGGACCGCAACAAGCGGUGCCGUCGCACGAUGGAGGACGCUCACAGCUUUGUUUACGAUUACGCCGGCAUCCGCGGCCAGGGCUACUUUGCUGUGUUCGAUGGUCAUGCUGGCAAACACGCUGCCGAGUGGUGCGGGCAGAACUUCCACGAGUACCUCCUAGACGCCCUCUUGACGUAUCCCGACGAGCCUAUUCCAGAGCUGCUCAACAAGACAUUCCUCGUUGUCGACAGCCGUCUCACCCACCUCGCUUACCGGAGCAGGACCCACUCUGGCUGCACCGCCGUAGUCGCCUUCCUCCGCAUGGAGCACGACACGCCCAAGGGAAGGAAGGGCUUCACGAACCCCUCGUUAUCGACUCGCGGGUUAAUGGAGGGUCGCGGUGAGGAAGAGUUGGAAGCGGAGACAAGCGGUAACAUGCCUUCGCGCCGUUCGUCCAUGGGAGCGGGUUCCUCUGGUGGCAUUGGUGGCGCGGCGUCGCCAUCGCACGAGCAGAGCCUGCGUAGGAAGAUGUCGGGGCGCCGCAUUCGUGACUUUGUUCGCGGCUUGACGGGAAGCCACAAGGCUGACGACUCGGCUGUGGAUGAUGACGAAGCAUCUGAUAUCGGCCGUGACUUUGAGACGAUGGACCCGGUUAGCGAGACUGGGGCUCGUCGUGUACUGUAUCUUGCGAAUGUUGGCGAUGCGCGCGCUGUCAUCUGCCGCGGCGGUGGCAAGGCUGUGCGAUUGACGUAUGACCACAAGGGAAGUGACCCUCAAGAAGCCAAGCGUAUCACAGAUGCUGGCGGUUUUGUCAUGAAUAACCGCGUCAAUGGUGUGCUGGCUGUGACGCGGUCGCUUGGUGACGCAUCCAUGAAGGAGUUUGUUGUCGGGUCUCCAUACACGACGGAGACUGUUCUGGACGACGAUGACGAAUUCCUGAUUGUUGCUUGCGAUGGGCUGUGGGACGUGUGUGAGGAUCAGGACGCGGUCGAUCUGGUGCGUGGUGUCGAGGACCCACAAGAGGCGUCCAAGAAGCUGCUGGAGCACGCGCUGGGCAACUACUCGACUGACAACUUGAGUGUCAUGCUACGAUGUGCGAGCACGUCUCUGCUCGUUGAUACUGGGGCGGCGCCGCCUAGCUAUGCCGCGGUCACGUCGGAGCGCGAUGUUGGCGAUGUUCCCUAUGACCCAGCAGCGGAUACACACUGGGCAACGCGCGUCAAUGCCGAAGGACGUAUUGACGUCGACGUCGACCUCGCGUCGGUCCCAACCGUCCCACCAAGCGAGUACGACGGUGGACUAGACGUCGACACGCUGCGAUCAGACGAAUGUCCACCCCUCAACAUCGUCAUUUUCAUCGUCGGCUCACGCGGCGACGUGCAGCCGUACCUCGCUCUCGCCCUUGAACUGAUCCGCACCCGAGGACACCGCGUGCGACUCGCCACACACGCCAUCUUCGCCGACCUCGUCAAGCAAACUACGGUCCGGCUGGCUGGCCUCACAGACGAGAACGGCACCCCCUUGACCAGCAAGCUCGAACACUUUGACAUCGGCGGGAGCCCCGAAGAACUCAUGAGCUACAUGGUGCGCAAUCCUGGCCUCGUGCCGGGCAUUACCGCGCUCGCGAGCGGCGAUAUUCGUCGCAAACGCCGCAUGGUCAAGGAGAUGCUUGUAGGGUGCUACCUCUCCUGUUUCACCCCAAACCAGCAUGGGGAGCCGUUCGCGGCCGAUGCGAUCAUCAGCAACCCGCCUUCGUUUGCACACAUCCACGUCUCAGAGGCACUGGGCAUCCCCCUCAUCAUGUCUUUCACUAUGCCAUGGACGCCGACCACCGCCUUCCCUCACCCAUUAGUGGCGGCCAAGAGCAGCUCACCCGACCACAAACUCAACAACUACGCAUCCUUCCUCCUCGCCGACGCACUCAUGUGGCAAGGUCUUGGGGACCUCAUCAACCACUUCCGCUACUCGAUCCUCGGGUUGCGGCCCCUCUCGCACAUGGCCGGCCCACUAACCCUCCAGCGACUCCAGAUUCCGUUCACAUAUGCUUGGAGCGAGCACCUCCUCCCGAAGCCUGCUGACUGGAAGGGUAAUAUGGACGUGGUCGGGUUCUAUACGAUGGACAGCGACACGCGAUUCACGCCCGACGCCGCGCUCGCAAAGUUCCUCGCGGCUGGCGAGCCUCCCGUGUACUUCGGCUUCGGCUCUGUUGUUGUUGACAAGCCUGACCAGUUGACCAACAUCAUCCUCAACGCCGUUGAGCGUACAGGGAUCCGCGCAGUCGUGAGCGCCGGCUGGGCCGAGCUGGGCGCUGGGGACGAUAUCCCCAGCUCGGUCUUCAUAAUCAAAGGCAAUGUUCCGCACGACUGGCUAUUCGCCGAGGGUCGUGUCGCGGCAGUGUGUCACCACGGAGGCGCGGGGACUACUGCCGCGGGGUUGCGCCUUGGCGUGCCGACCAUUGUCGUCCCGUUCUUUGGCGACCAGUGGUUCUGGGGCAAUGCGGUGUAUCACGCGGGCGCAGGGCCAGAGCCGAUCCCCUACACCGAGCUCACUGUUGGCCGACUCGUUGCUGGUCUCGAGGUGGCGCUGGCACCAGCAACGUUAGAGGCCGCGCGUAAGAUGGGGGAGCAGAUCAGCGUGGAGGACGGCGUCUCAGACGGCGUGCGCAGCUUCCACCGUCACCUCCCGCUGCUGAAUAUGCGCUGCAAUGUCGACGAGUUGCAGGUUGCCGUAUGGUGGUCCGAAGCCAUGGACGCACGCCUUAGCGCCCGCGUGGCGGCUGUGCUGGUCGAAGAGCGCAUCCUUGCGUGGCGCGACCUGGUCCCACAUCGUCCCGUCGAUCACGACUCAUUGCGACACUACACGGACCCGUUCGCGAGCUUCGGGCAGAGCGUUCUCAACCUGGGCGCAGUGAGCAUGGGGAGCGCCAGUGAGCUGUUCUACGCCCCUGCACGAGGGCUGGGCGGCCUUGUAUGGGGGGUUCCCAAGGCCUCUUUCGACGUCGUCUCGUCUUUCCACGAAGGUUUGGAGAAUGUCCCGGGCAUUUUGGGGGGACAAACACGGCGCCGUGGUAAGGUUGACUCCCUCACAACGGGCGUACAGGAGGGUGCGAAGGGGCUCGCGUACGGCAUUUUCGACGGGAUCACGGGACUUGUAACUGAGCCGUAUCGCGGAGCGAAGAGUGGCGGCGUUGACGGGUUUGUCAAAGGGGCGUGGAAUGGAGUCGUCUCGCUCGGCCCACGCCUCGCAGGUGCUGGUCUCGGUCUCGUUGUCCACCCUACAACAGGCGCCUUCCGCGGUCUGCGCACACGCCUAGGCAUGGCAGGGUUGCUGGAGCAGAGUGUAAUGUACAGCCCGCGCCAGGCGGCGAGCCACAAGGCGGCGCUCGGUGUGAGCAAGGCCGAGCGCGCCGAGAUCAUCACCGCAUGGGCGCGCCUUUGCUCCCCUACUGCAACUGAUAUGCGGCGGGCCGAGCACGAGGCGCGUCGCGCCGCGAACGAGCGCCGCCUCCUCACGAGUGAUCCCCAGACGCCGUCCAUGAGCAAGACGCAGGUCGGGUCGAAACUGAGCAAGGGUCUGCGGAACAACAGCCUUCUACGAAGGAAGAAACGACAGGGUUCAGUGUCCUCGGUUUUGUCUAUGUCGCCCUCAGGUCGUACUUCGCCGACUGCCGGGCCAUCAAGGGAGGACAAAACGAAUACGUUCACUACCGUCAGCUCUCCUAGUCGAGAAAAGGACCCGCGCUGGCGCGAGGUACACGACACGCUCACCCUGCCGGGCUAUAAAAGGGACGUACUGGAGGCGACCGGGGGGCCGAGCGGCACUUUUCCACUCGAUAUAGGGCUUAGACGGCCGUUAUUACGAUGGGGGACGGGUGUGAGCUUUGCGAGUACGAGCACGGCGGACGUCGCGCAGGCUGGGAUCGAGCGGUGGGAUACGCAGUCGAUCGAUUCGGCAGCAACCACCACCACAAGAGGGACGACUACUGCGGACUCGGCGUCCCAGACGUCCGAGAUCGAGCGGCGCAAGCGGUUCUGGCACAAGGGGAAGGGGAAGGGGAAGGGUAGGAGCCGCAAUUAA
Cutaneotrichosporon cavernicola is the source of this 4419-nucleotide messenger RNA. RefSeq lists its product as uncharacterized. Gene Ontology annotation, biological process: carbohydrate metabolic process. Gene Ontology annotation, molecular function: cation binding; UDP-glycosyltransferase activity; hexosyltransferase activity. The record is from RefSeq and is a predicted model, not a curated record. The transcript is spliced from 19 exons. Bases 1 to 4419 code for a protein of 1472 amino acids. NCBI's taxonomy places the organism in Eukaryota, Fungi, Basidiomycota, Tremellomycetes, Trichosporonales, Trichosporonaceae.